AUGGCUGUGCAGCACCCCAAGGUUACCACGGCGUGGGUACCAAGUGACACAUCUGCAUACAAGAAGAAGCUUGGUGACGUCAUGGCUGUCAUCCCAAAGGACUAUCGGCCAGCACCCACGACUACUCCAACGUUAUCAUACCCAUACUCCGCGCGUACAACGCCACAACGCGGUACGUCGACCAAGAACAAGCGUCUGGAUGCGUUCCCCUUCAUCGAGCCGUGGCACGCGGACAUCCUCGGCCUGCGCAAGAACCACGGUCAGGAGGAGUUGGCGCGCGCAACCUCUUCUACGCCUCUGAAUCUCGAACCUCUUUAUGAAGCACGUCGAGCAGGACCGGAAGUGGUCUCUCUUCUACCCGAACGAGGCUCCGGGCCUGUCGGACGUGCACAGCAAGGAGAUUGA
Molecule: messenger RNA, 405 nt
Organism: Dacryopinax primogenitus
Lineage: Eukaryota; Fungi; Basidiomycota; Dacrymycetes; Dacrymycetales; Dacrymycetaceae
Exons: 2
Coding region: 1-405 (134 amino acids)
Source: RefSeq, a predicted model, not a curated record